UCAGCGCUGUACAUUAUAGUGGGGGACAGUACAUGAGACAAUACAGUAACAAGACAAUACAUGAGGGGUUCGAGGGCCCUGCUCUUUCGAGCUUACAAUCUAGGAGGGAGGGGAUAGUGGUACAGGAGGAAGUGGCUGUGGGGGAUGGAGUGGUAGGAGGAGUGGAGGAGAUCGGCUGUUAGGUGAGGGCGGGGUAGGCUUCCUUGAAGAGAUGGGUUUUCAGGAGGAGGGUUUUCAGGGUGGACUGCAAGAGGCUGAUGUCAGGUCACCUUCAGGUACACUGUUGGCCAGGGGCAGACUGACCAUUUGGAAACUCGGGCACUGCCCGAGGGCCUGGGGUCAGUAGGGGGCCCCAUCAG
Messenger RNA from Staurois parvus, 359 nucleotides. NCBI's taxonomy places the organism in Eukaryota, Metazoa, Chordata, Amphibia, Anura, Ranidae. The record is from the annotation of a GenBank genome assembly.